Messenger RNA from Achroia grisella, 1788 nucleotides. It is a transcript of the gene eIF4H1, whose product is annotated as eukaryotic translation initiation factor 4H. The transcript has 6 exons. The record is from RefSeq and is a predicted model, not a curated record. Lineage: Eukaryota; Metazoa; Arthropoda; Insecta; Lepidoptera; Pyralidae. Gene Ontology annotation, molecular function: RNA binding. The coding region runs from base 93 to 1013 and encodes 306 amino acids.
AAAUUAUUAUACGGAUAAUCGAUUGACUGUGUAUGAAUAAAAGUUCUAAUUGUUGAGCGCGUCUUUUACAUUCACAGCACUAGUUUCCAAACAUGGCAGGUCGUAGUGGAUUUGAUGAUGGUAAUCCCAGGGAUUUCGGUGGCGGUAGAAGGGCACUGGGAGGCCGCCCGCUACCAACUGAGCCCCCAUACAAGGCUUAUGUUGGAAAUUUACCUGCAGGGAUCAUUCAGGGCGACAUUAACAGAAUUUUUCCCGACCUAGCAAUAAAAAAUGUAAGGUUGGUUAUGGACAAAGAAACAGAUAAAUUCAAAGGUUUCUGUUAUGUGGAAUUUGAAUACUUGGAUGACUUGAUAAAAGCAAUUGAAAUGAAUGGCGCUAUUAACGUAGAAGGUAACUUUAUAAAAAUUGACGUGGCUGAAGAAAAAAGAAACGACAGAGGGGGCGGCUUCGACCGCGGUCGAAGGGACGGUGGCCGGGAUGGCGGACGAGAGGGCCGCGGCGGCGGCUUCCGACAGGGCGGCGGCGGCGGCGGAGGCGGAGGAGGUCGCGGUAUGUACGACCACUUCGACGCACUCGACCGCCGCGGGCCGCGCCUUCAGGGUGGAGGGUUCACACAUGAUCGCGAACGAGGAGGCACAGGGCAGGGCGGCGACCGGUGGGGCGACCGCGACGGCGGCGCACGUGGCGACCGCGACUCGGGGCGCGGCUCGCGCGGCCCGUCGGAGGAGCCCCGCGCCGGCGAGUGGGGCCGCAUGGGCCGCUCCGGAGGCGGCCCGCCCGCCCCGCGCCCCGGCGGCGGCCCCGGCGCCGGCGGGCCCGGCGGUGGCGGUAGACGUAACUUCGACGAUAUGCCUCCUUCACGACCGGACACAACAGGCAGACCAAAACUGAAAUUAGAGCCGCGGACUGUAAAAGAGCCAGUGAAUUCACUAGCGUCAACCAGCCAGGCGUCUUCAAUAUUUGGAGGCGCGCGGCCGCGAGAAGAACGACUGAAAGAGCUCUCGGGCGAGUAGGCUCGGCUGCUACGCUCCUCACUACCGCAUACUCUUUUCCCGCGUGUACAUGUAUCGUCCCGACACCCAACUGAUCCUAUCUGUGUGCCCCGAUAUUUAAAAGUGCAGACUUAAAUUGUAUAUGAACUCGAAGGAUUUUGUUAGGUUAUGAGGUUGUAAAUCAUUUUUAUCGUAUAUUUUGUUAGCUUUAUUGUAUGUAUUGCCAAUUGAGCAAUUUUAUGGAAGCGACCUUUUCCCGCCUUAAAGCGCGAGAAUCGGCCGCUCGUUUAGGAUCGCAGUAUUUAAAUUGCUAGAAUAAUUUGUUUGUUCGUUUUUGUAAAUUGUCUCAGGGCUUAUGUGUAUUGUAUUGGCUUGCAUUAUUAAUGUAAUCGUUCACAAUUUUAAUAUGGAAUAUUUUUUGUUAUUAAUGUGGUGUUACAAUGAAUGUAAUGCAAACAAUAAUUAUUUUUAUUUUCUUCAUUGCAUGUCGCGAUUUAAAGAGCUUCAUAAAGAUUCUCUGUUGUAUUUGUUUAUCAUUUUAUUAAUUCUUAGUUUGAUAGGUCUUGGAAAUUAAUCAUUAAAGGAGUAAUUGUGCAAGAUAUUUUAAGAGUUGAUUAUACGGUGAUGUUGUCAUUACGACGUCAUAAAUGAAAUUAACUUCCACGUAAUUGAAUUUCUACUUUAUUAGAUAUUGUGUAAUGUAACAAGUUACGUGGCAAAGAAAUUAAAAAAAAUCGCAAAAUUGUAACAGUACAUAGAAAAAGAAAUAAAAAUUGAUUCUUUGUAACCGUGGGUU